Molecule: messenger RNA, 792 nt
Organism: Hansenula anomala
Lineage: Eukaryota; Fungi; Ascomycota; Saccharomycetes; Phaffomycetales; Wickerhamomycetaceae
Exons: 1
Coding region: 204-359 (51 amino acids)
Source: RefSeq, a predicted model, not a curated record
UGAAGAUGUUGGUGAAUGGCUCUGCUGGUUUAAAGCGAUCUUUUGGAUUGGAAGACGAAGCACCAAAUGGCUUCUUAUCAAAUCAAAAAAGACACCAAGAGGGAAGAAUCACAAGCUCAAUUCAUCGUGAGUAUUAAUACAAUUUGUUUCUACAACCACAUGGAAUACAUAUUAACUAAUCAUAAAAAGAACAGACCGUUCAAAUGAUGAUGAAGGCUCAACUCCACAUCCAAAACAAUACCCAGGAUAAUUUUCAAGCUCAAGAGGAAUGGUCUUCCAACGAAGAAGCUGUUGGAAAAGAAAAAUCACCACAAAAGCCUUACUGGCCCCAGAUAAUUAAAAGAUGUGAAAGAAAAUGAUUUAAAGGGCAUGAUAUUUUGAAGGCCAACCAACAGAUUAAACUCAGACUGGUGGGAAUCACACUCUGGUUAGAUUUGAAAACUGAAAGUGGACUGUCUAUGAAGCUGAACUUGAGGAUUUGUCCUUGCUUAUAAAGAAAGCAUUACUAGCAGUUAGAACGUCGUUUUUUUAUCUGAAACGCAACAUGGAAGACUCAAAUAAACAAAUAUUUCGGGAAUCAUAAAAACUCUAUAGGAUAAAAAGAACUUCUCAAGUAUGUCUAAUAUAUAGUCAAAAAAACCCCAAAACUCAAGUGGUUCAUGGUGCACCACACAAAAAGCAUUCAUUGAUUAGGGAAAGUCUAAUAAAUGAAUAGCGAAACUCUUCCUGAGCCCGUAACGAUUACAACACUCUUAUAAUUUCUCAAUUACUUCACCAAUACGAAUAAACCAG